CGACUCGUUGAUGACGCCACGCCGCUGCUCCGGUUUGUGUACAGUUGAUGGCGUCUGAGCUCGGAGCAGGUCUCCGUCUGUCACCCAGGUAGAAGAUUUCCACUUGUCACCAUGGAGGUGGACUCGCUGAGUGCGGAGGACGAGCUGCGUCUGACCCAGCGGAGGUUCGACGCUGCCGUCAGGGUGAUCAAGAGUCUCCCCCCGGACGGGCCUUUCCAGCCGUCCAAUGAAAUGAUGCUCAAGUUCUACAGCUACUACAAGCAAGCCACACUGGGCUCGUGCAACAUCCCCAGGCCCGGGUUCUGGGACGCAGUUGGCAAGGCCAAAUGGGAUGCGUGGAACUCGCUCGGCGACAUGCCCAAAGAAGAAGCAAUGGCUGCCUACGUGGAUGAAAUGAAGCUGAUCCUGGAGGGCAUGCCCAUGACGGACGAGGUGGAGGAGCUGCUGCGAGUGCUUGGUCCUUUCUACGAGCUGGUGGACGAGAAGAAGAAGAUCACGCAGAUCUCAGACCUGAGUGCAGCUCGUCUGACACAGUUUGCUAGACAACUGGAAGGUUUCGGUACCAUGUUGAACACAGCGCAGUCCAAAAGUGUCGCCAGGAGCGUCGUCCGAACGAUGGAGAUGAAUGGAACGCUGCAGACCCGAGCCGCCAAGGCACAGGAAGUGAGAGAAGAGUCCGACGAAGACUCUCUGGGGGAGGAUGAAGAUGAUGAAGCAUUGGAGGAGAAGGAGGAAGCAGUUUUGAAGGAGAACCAAAAAGACAACAAAUCAGCAGCUCCGCAGCCGAAGAGGACCGGGGCCUCCAGGAGACCCCGGGGUCCCGUGUCGAACGGGAAACUGGCCAAUGGCGGUGACCACCUGACCAACGGCGGCCACUCGAAGGUUGCGCUGAACGGUGACCAUCACCAUGAUGAGUGUGAACCCUUGCUCAACGGUCACCACGCAGAUCUGAAGAUCGAAACUUCUGGACACACUCACCCCACCAGUGACUCGGACAGCGAAGUCUACUGCGACUCCGUGGACCAGUUUGGCCAAGAAGAGAACUCGGAGCUCAAUCGCUCCAGGGAGGACUUGGACGAGGAAGAGGAGGAGGGCCAUCUUCAGCCUCUGGACCCGGAGGAGAAGCUCCAGGUGGUGCGUUGUGGAGGAGAGGACGGAGACGACGGCGGGUUGACUUCACCGAGGCAGAGGCUGAACAUGGAGGGUGCAGGUGGAGCGAGUGGCCGCGGAGGAAGAGGCUCCAGGUCCGGUCGGGAUCAGGGUUCCGGGUCUCUGGUUCCGGUUCACAGCGGUGGCGACGGACACGGGGGACGCCGAGGUGGGGCGGGGUCAUCUGGGAGAAGCCUGAACGAGCAGAUUGUGGUGGCGCUUAACAGAUUACAGGAGGACAUGCAGAGUGUCCUGGAGAGGCUUCACACGCUGGAGGCUCUCACUGCCACGCAGGCGCGGUCGGUGGCCUUGUCUCCCGUGUACCCCCCGUCCAGAGGAGCCAAGAAAAGUCGGACUCCCUCCUGGUGGCCUUUUGACAUUUCCCCCACCAGUCUGGCCUUCGCUGUCAUUUGGCCGUUUGUGGUCCAGUGGCUGAUCCGUCUUUAUCUGCAGAGGAGGAGGAGACGGAUCCACUGAAGGGAAGCUUCCAGGGUCCUCCUGACCUUGAUGAAGGUCCUCGGUGGGGUCGCUGCUCCGGGGCCCCCUCCCUUGCUCGGAUCAGUCCAGUAAUUUGCUUUUGCACUAUGAAAGAACGGCACCUAGAAUAACCAGCCAGAGUGAGACCUCCGUUUUCGUGUGAGAAACCUGAAUGUACCGACUGACGAAUUAGUUUCGUUUGAGUGGUUCAUCUCGGGAGCGUCGCGCCCAGUUGUUGUCAAACGUCCAGGCGCUCCCCGUAGUAACCUGGGUGGUUUUUAAAGCAACACUACCGAACGUUUGUCUGCCCCCGACUGUUAAAGAACCCGGGUAUCACCAUCCAUUUCAGUCUGAACUAGCAUUCUAAGGAUUAGCAUCUUUUACUGCUCAGGCUAACAGCAACCUCCACACAUUUGUUACGGAAUAGGAUGCGAAAUAUAGAAAUGCUAGUCAAAGAAAGCUAUGCUAACGUAGCUAGUCCGCCUUCCUUGUGAGUGUUGAGUGGUAAACAGAUGCAGCGAUCACUAUACGUUAAGCAAAACACAACAAGCUAACCACAAGCAAGCUGGUGCUAGCUUGUUGUUGCUUUCGCUAACUCGUGUCGGUCCAAACGUCACCUUUUUCAUGUUUCGGACUAUUUAGCUGUGUGGCUAAUGUAGAAUCAUCAGUUAUGGAUACUGUGCUAAUGAUUAGCAUUUGCAGUAAUAGCACAAUUAGCAGCACAGUUAGCAAUUAAGUCUUGUUCCCAUUCUCUCAGUUUUUCCUUUUAACCACUGAUUUGUUUUGGUCCUCUUAGCACUGUGCAUGUUUAGCGAGUGGCCAAUGGUCAGACAAGUUAGCUAUGCUAACAUCUCUCCAGCAACAUCUCCACUUGCAAAAUGUGUUAAAGUUGGGGGGAAAAAGAAAAAUCAUCUGUUAGCAACAUGGCUAACUUAGCAUGAGAGGUGCACCUGCUAAUGUGAAGAGUUUGUCAUUUAGUCAUGGCUUUCUAUUUCCACUUCUUCACCGUCCUGUGUCCGAUACUAAAUGUGUCCCGGUCGAUGGCGUCAUGUCCAGCGACAUUAUGGGUUUUUAAUAUCUGAAAUGUUGCUGUCUUCGGUUGCUCAAUGUUUGUGGAACGUCGACACAGUGUUGCUUUAACUUCACACCGCUAACUGUAGUCGCCACGGGCUGCUGCUAACGUAGCUAUAGAUUCAAAAUAUUGAGUGUCUUUAGAAUGUUUAUAAUUUAUAUUUAUUGGUUUUAGUAAGACAUAACCAAAGCCGUCGGAAGCGGCGGCUCGGCACCUAAACUGCAUAUCAGUAGCGGUCAGAAUUUUCCACGUAGAGUCAAAAGUGCCUCGACGUCGUAACGCUACCUUUGUUAGCAUCUAGAGUCGGGACCAAAACGAGCAACCUGCUUCUCUAAACCGCCGGUGUGAUUCCGAAAUCAUCGGAGUGAUGAUGUAAAAUAAUAGUUGUACAGUUGAAAUGAUUAAUAGUGCAAUAUUUUAAUUGCAUAACGUCCAUAUUGAAGAGUAUAUUUAGCGAGGGUUCGUACCUGCAGUCGCGAAGUGUGGUCUGAACUUUUUACUGACGCGUGUGAGAGCUUCUCUGCUUGUGGAUACAGAGCCUGCAUGUGAUAAUCAGAGCUACGAAUAAAGAGAUGAAAUUCA
This is a messenger RNA of Synchiropus splendidus (mandarinfish), 3280 nucleotides long. It is a transcript of the gene acbd5a, whose product is annotated as acyl-CoA binding domain containing 5a. The coding region runs from base 112 to 1626 and encodes 504 amino acids. The transcript has 14 exons. Gene Ontology annotation, cellular component: peroxisome. Gene Ontology annotation, molecular function: fatty-acyl-CoA binding. Gene Ontology annotation, biological process: autophagy of peroxisome; fatty acid metabolic process. The record is from RefSeq and is a predicted model, not a curated record. Lineage: Eukaryota; Metazoa; Chordata; Actinopteri; Syngnathiformes; Callionymidae.